This is a messenger RNA of Gossypium raimondii (Peruvian cotton), 748 nucleotides long. RefSeq lists its product as uncharacterized. Lineage: Eukaryota; Viridiplantae; Streptophyta; Magnoliopsida; Malvales; Malvaceae. The coding region runs from base 10 to 474 and encodes 154 amino acids. The transcript is spliced from 4 exons. The record is from RefSeq and is a predicted model, not a curated record.
AAAUGCAAAAUGUCAGCUCUUCUAUUCACAAAAUCAACUCUGACAAGAAGCAAAGAUGAAGUUUAUGUGGCAGCAGUGGCACUAAGAGCUACAAAGGGACCAGCCCAGCUUUCGAUGUCAACUGCUUACUCCCUCAGUGUCUGGGACUUGCAACACUUCAUGGUCAUCAUCAAACCCUCUUCUCCUCUCCUUUCUCAGGUCAUUGUCUUUGAUUUUCAACCUGAAGAUCCAGAGAACAUAUACACGGCACUUGCUGCUCUGUCUGGUAGAGCAGUACCAGGAGUGGUUCUUACAAGGAAGUUAAGGAAGCUGCCGAGGAGCAGAUGUUGGUUCGUUGGAUAUGCUGAAGGGAAUGCUGUUGAUAAGGCCUAUGACUUCAACAACACAUGGGAGGUUGAUUUGAGAAUUGGGCUUCAUGACUGUCGAGAUUAUACAAAUGUUCCCUUGAAAUGUAAGGAUUGGUUGAACAGCUGACUGGUGAAAAACUUGUGUUGGAGCAUCUGAGAAGGAGAAAUGGUGGUCAGAGUUAAAUCAUUACUUUUUAUACCUCGCUUGAUAAUAACUCAUAAGCGAUGGCAUCCAUGUCUUUGAAGGAGCAUUUGCUGAAACAUUAAUCACUGUCAAUUCCAUGGAAUCCAGAUUGUAAAAAUCUCAGGUUAAGUAGUAGAAAAAGAAUGAUCUUUUUAUAACAAGGAAAUCUAUUUGUCAUGAAUCUCAUUAUAGUAUACAAUUAUAGAAUGUUGCAUUA